Molecule: messenger RNA, 6016 nt
Organism: Carcharodon carcharias (great white shark)
Lineage: Eukaryota; Metazoa; Chordata; Chondrichthyes; Lamniformes; Lamnidae
Product: cadherin-like protein 26
Exons: 17
Coding region: 98-2611 (837 amino acids)
Biological process (GO): homophilic cell-cell adhesion; cell morphogenesis; multicellular organism development
Cellular component (GO): adherens junction; catenin complex; plasma membrane
Molecular function (GO): calcium ion binding; cadherin binding
Source: RefSeq, a predicted model, not a curated record
CAUCCUCCGGUGUUCAUGCCCUUAACCAGUUGUCAUUUGUGACUAUGAUUUGCAAAGUUUGUCCAGUCUUUUAUCUCUGCUGCUUUGCUUCGUCAACAUGUGUUUAGGAAUCUAUGUCCUGCUGCUUUCUUUCACAAUAGACCUGUGCAGAGUAGAGUCACAGCAUUCAGUGGUCUUGCACCGUGAGAAGAGAAGAUGGAUUUCUGGUACAUUCCAAAUAUCUGAAGAAGAUCCAGGACCUUACCCUAAAAAAGCAAUAAAGCUUUCCAAUGACAAGUCAAAAAACCAUACAAUAUUGUUUUCAAUUAAAGGACAAGGUGUGGACACUGAACCUGAGAAAGGCUUGUUUUCAAUUGAUCGCGAAACUGGACAAAUAUUUAUUCAUCACAAAGUUGAUCAUGAGAAAACAAAAGAGUUGACGUUUCAAGUCGAUGCUCUGGACAUAAACACUUUGGAAGUUCUAGAUGAUCAUAUGUUAUAUAGAAUUAUGGUGAUUGAUAUCAAUGAUAAUGCUCCUGAAUUUAAGCAAGAGAUUUACAAAGUUGAUGUAAAAGAAAAUACACAUCCAGGUGAAGAAAUCUUCAGAAUUGAAGCAAUAGAUCCUGAUGAUGUAAGACGUGGUAAUGGAAAAGUUUCCUACUCAAUUGUUUCUCAAAGUCCUUCAAUCCCAUCAAAUGUAUUUAAAAUUAACUCAGAAGAUGGAUCCAUACUUCUUCAAAAAUGUUUGGAUUAUGAUACUAUCAAAUCCUACUCUUUAAUCAUUAAAGCAAGAGACAAUGGACUGAAUGUACUGUCCUCCAAUGCAGAAGUACAGAUUAACGUGAUAGAUUCCAAUACACAUCCUCCAAUUGCAACUGAGCAGGCUGUUUCAGUUAGUAUUGACGAGGAUGACAAUGAUAUAUUUUUAUUGCGAGUAAGUGUUACUGAUAACGACACUCCUCAGACACCAGCUUGGAAAGUAAAGUACACAAUAGUUGAAGGGAAUGAAGAUGAAAAUUUCAAGAUUGAAACAGAUCCAGAAACAAAUGACGGAAUUCUGUUUCUAAUAAAGUCUUUGGAUUACGAGCGUGGUCCUGUGAGGAAAGUUAGGAUAACAGCUGAAAAUGAGGAACCAUUUUUUACAUGCCCAGAAAUAAAUGGCAAUGCUUCUAAAGGAUUGUCCGAACUUACUGCAGUUGUAACUGUGAAGGACAAGAAUGACCCUCCUGUGUUCUUACCUCCGGUAUUAACUGUUCAGGAGGUUGAAGGUCAGGAGCCUGGAAAGAUACUGGGAAGAUUUAAUGCAACUGAUACUGAUGAAUUCUUUAAGCAUUCCAUCAGAUAUGUAAAAGGACCUGAACCAGCUGAAUGGAUUGCUGUAGAUUCUGACACUGGUGUUAUCUCAACAGUGAAAAAACUGGAUCGAGAAUCACCUUAUGUGAAUAACAGUGUUUAUACAUUUACAGUUUAUGCAGUUGAGGAUGGUGAGAUUCCGACAACAGGGACUGGCACAAUGUCUCUUUCUCUGAUUGAUGUUAAUGACAAUCUACCUUAUCUUGUCAAAUCAUCCCAAGCGAUGUGUGAUGAUGGUGAAGUCCCAAAUAUAAUCAUUACAGCACAGGAUGAUGACCUGGAUCCUUUCAGUGGUCCCUUCACAUUUGGACUGUUAGACAAUGAACAAAAUAUAAAGGACAAUUGGGAAUUAACGAAAGCAUCAGACAACGCUGCUCUGCUUGUGAGGAAAAAGAAAAUUCCCAUUGGAAACUACAGUGUGCCUCUCAAAAUCCAUGAUAGGCAGGGGAGAGCCCAAGAACGCUCUUUGAAUCUGCGCAUCUGUCAUUGUCUUGAUGGCAAAACAUGCCAUGUUCUAAAGCCUGGAACAACUGCCUUAGCAGGACCUGGGAUUGGAUUGCUCUUUGCUGGUUUAUUACUUUUGCUCUUGGGUUUUUGUUUAUUUAUGUUUUGCACAUUUACAAUAAAGAAGGCUCCCUUUCCAUUACCUAUUGAUGAACCUAUGUGGACUUUGGUUAACUAUAAUAAUGAAGGAGGUCAUGCAGAGAGUCAGACAAUACCAAUUGACCAUUCACCUCAAUUAGUUUUCAACGAUGCUGGAGUCGAUGCAGGAAGAAAACUCUCAAAUAAUUCUAAUAUGCAAAAAUAUGCUCAAGCUGUGCAGACAGAGAAAGAUGUUUUUCCAUAUGAUGGUGGCUCGUCGAAACAAAGUAAUACAUCACAAGGUCAUGGCUUGAAUCCUUGGGCUAACUGGCGCUAUUUGGAGACUUCAUCGUAUGUAGGUGGCCCAUCCAGAUAUCCUUCACACAGUUACGAUUCAAAAGCUUGGGACUCCAGGAGGGAUUCGGAAUGUUUGCCAUAUGGAGGUAGCAUAUUGAGACCAAUCAACAAAUUACAAGGACAUGGCACAAAAACUUGGGCUCACAGGCAGUAUUUGGAACUGGACAUAAAUGAUCUAGAAGUGAACUAUGAGCCACGUGUAUAUAGCUAUGAAGAAGAUGAGCUACGUGAGCCAUCUCUUGACGCCAUCAGCAUAGUUGAAAGUAGCAAUGCCUCUGACUACUUGAACAACUUGGGUUCAAUGUUUGUAACACUUGCAAGAAUCUGUCAGGAGAAGUAACCACUGUAAGCUCAAAGGCACCAGAAAGAAACACUAAACACUAAUGACAGCCAUUUACAAAUUAUCCACGUUAUCUUUGAUUACAUUUUGAUUGAAAUAUUUUUUAAAGUGAAUACAUCUUUUUUCCCAAAAUUUGUUAUUUGGUGUGAAUAAAUUAUAAAAUAAUUAUGUUGUAACCAAAUUAAUAAUUGGGAUAAAAAAACUUUAAAUAAAAAAAGGUCAAUGUUGCAUGUUAAACUGACAAAAAACCAUUUUAAUUUUUAUUCCCUUCUGAUUUCUAAAUAAAUAACUUGUACUACAUCCUGUACUUAAGUGGAGUAGUUAAAAGAUGCAGGGAUUGAAUACCUGCCAGAGUUUUCUUCAUUGUCUAGUGUAAUUUUGGUGGAAGAUCCAAGAAAACUUUGGAAAAAUUGUGUAAAUAACCUUUCACUCUAGAGUUUUGUGGCUGUCUUAUAGCUUCAGCAGAACAAUGCCAAGAAUCACCAUGAAAACUGAACUCCACAAUACUCUUUUUAAUAUAUCCAAAUGAAGACCCAGUGUUGUGCAUUUAGUUAAGAAUAUGCAAAUGGCAAAUGUUCCAUUUUUUUUAAAGCCCCCGACUGAGAAGGACGAUUGAAGUAUUUUAUACUAUUAUUUGGUUCAGGCUGUACUGUCUCUAUUCUUAUUUUAUUUGAAUACUAUCACCUAACUUGUUUUAAAUAUUUUAAUAUAACAGGCAAAUGUUAGGAAAGAUAUUAAAAAAUGCAGAGGUUUUGCAAUAGAAAGCAUUACCUGCAAAAUCUUCUUUUAUAUAAAGUAACAUUCAAUUUCAAAAAUUACACUUUUUUUGUUCAGGAAAUCUCCAGCAUUGAAACAGGGCUAGAUUUUCCUUUGCCACUCCACCUAAAGCAAAUGGGGUGAUGGUGGAAAACAGAGUCAAAUUGGUAGUGAGACCAACCACUAUGUUCCUGCCCUGACUGCAAUUCCUUACCUCCAGACCCUGCUAGGACAAUCGCAAGUCACCCCUUUCCUACUCAUUGGAUAUAGUUUACAGCAGGGGAGUUGGGCCUUGUAAGCCACUCCACUUCCCUGCACUUCACCCCUACUAUUGCUAACCCUGGGGACUGUGAGGAGAUGGGAGCUUUUACUCCCUGGAGUGGCACAGGGCCUAUAAUUGCUCUUUUUGAAGGGAAAGGAUAUAAUAAUAGGCGCCCAUCCUUUUGAUUUUGCCUUGGCUUCUUACCUUUCUGCACAUCGGUGCAGUUAAAGCCCCUAGGUUUCCAAGUUUCUCAUGGGUCAUCAGGUCUCUUUUGCUACUUUUAAAUAGUCCAACAAACUCACCACCAGCUUUUUCUUUUUCAUUAGCAGUGGGGUCCCCCUUAGUGAGGGAGUUCACACUAGGAGGCAAACCUAGGUGCUUGAUGACUUGGAGUUAUGAAAAUAGAUUGGGAUCACAGUAGGGUCAAACGUUGUGUGGAAGCCCUGCUCCACCAGUAUCCCAUCAACAAGAGAAAAAUCCAGCUCAGAAUUGCUUUGAUGAGAUUGAAGCAAGAUAUAAAAUGGUAGAUUUCACUCUUGGAAUUUGAAAAUUUUCUGCAGUUCUUAGUGAAGAAGCAUUGGAUAAGCUGGGAUUGAUCUAUGUAUAUUCUACUAAAAUAGAUAGUUAAAAGUAAUGUAAAAGAUACAAUAUGAAUAUUUACCUAUUUGAAGAACAAUUCUUUUGGAAAAUAGUUACAUUUUGAAAGUUGUUAUUUUGGCUUUGGUUUUUAAGUUCCUAACCUUGAACAUGUUUCCUGACUUAAUACUUGUUUACAAAUUAUACAUUUUAUUUACAUAAAUAUGGUGAAAUAUAAAAUGUCCUGUAUGUUCAUUAAUGUCCGGAAUGCUGCUGGCUAGUUACUAAUGGCAUAGAGAAACAGUGGUACAUCAUUUUUUAACUGACUUGGCUUCAUCCUCACCAAUUUACCUGUCAUAGAUGUAACUAUCCAUUAGAGUAUUGGUAGGAUUGAUCGCCGCACAGUCCUAAUGGACACAAAGUCCUUUUUUUCACACUAAGGACACCCUUCUAUUGUGUUGAGUGGCACAGCGACUGUGUGAAAUGGAAUAGAUUCAGAAUGGAUCUAGCAGCUCAAAACUCUGCAUCCAUGAGGUGCUGUGGACCAUCACCAGCAUCAGAAUUGUAUUCCACCAUAAUCUCCAAUUUUAUGGACUAGCAUAUGCCUCAUUCGACCAUUAUCAGCAAGCCAAACCUGAUUCAAUAAGGAAUGUGGAAGAGCUUGCAAGGAACAGCACCAGGCAUAUCUGAGAAUGAGAUGCCAGCCUUCCAGAAGGAAAAAACAGCUUGGACCAGUACUCUUAUUUCCAAGUUUUACAGGUGUUCCAUUUUAAGGUAUACUAGACCAUUUCAGACCAGUAUUCUUAUUUCCCAGUUUUUACUGUUUUUCGUUUCUGGGCUGGAGAAGCUACAGCAUAGGACUAUUUGCAUGCUAAAUAGUGGAAGCAGCAUACUAUAGACAGAGGUAAUUAAUUCCACAACCAAUGAUUUAGAUCAAAGUUAUGCAGUCUGUGGGCAGUCAUGGGGAGUAGAUUUUAGGCUGCUAGAGUUUAAUUCAGCUUGGCCAAUUUUAGGGAAUUUUUUAUAUUGCAUUCACAUUAUACUCAGUGUAAUAAACUAGGUCAAGAUGUCAUUUUGUAUUAAGAUGUGGUCAAAGAAGCCAUGUUGUGUGAUUAACACAGCAUUACAAUCACACUAUCUCAUUGACACACUGACAUUGUUCAACAUCAUUGCUAUAGAUAGUAACCAGCUAGUAGUUAUAAGUAGUGAUACUCAAUACGUAAUUGAAAAGUAAGUCAUUACAUUUAAUUAUUAAGGCUGGAUGGUGUGUUAGCAUCUUUUAAGUUUUAAGUUUAGUGCAAGUUAAUAUUUCACAAGUGUUGCUAUUAUCUGUAAGGGACAGGAACAUUACAGUGCUUCAACCUUGACUGUUUGCAAUAGAUGUAUGAGACAUGAAUGGAAGAUUGUACAAAAAGAAGACCCAAUUGUCACAUUCUCUGAAACAUUUUCACAAAUAUGUAAAUCCAAUUAAAUUGAUUUAAUGUCACAAACAACCAAUCAGUUAAUCACAACAGACAUGAAGUGAGCUGAGGUGAUGCAAAAAUCAAGGCAUAAAGUUGAAGAGUUUCGGAGAAAGAGAGAACCGGCUACUAAGUGUGAUUGAUUAUCAGGAUUUAUAUUGCAAUUGUUCCUGGACAGGUUUUGAGAGAUUCAUUUCUGAGGCUGUGGAGGGGGAACUUGAGAUUUUAUGUUUCAGUUUGGGUGCCAGCGAUUGGAUGUAAAUCGGAAUCUGUAAAAGUCAAUUUUGUACCUUGAUAAGUAUACUUUUGUCUUUUUCCUUUUUUUCAAUAAACUUUGAUAUUAUUUGUUAA